Rattus norvegicus (Norway rat) is the source of this 1190-nucleotide messenger RNA. NCBI's taxonomy places the organism in Eukaryota, Metazoa, Chordata, Mammalia, Rodentia, Muridae. The record is from RefSeq and is a predicted model, not a curated record.
GCUUUUACCCCUUACACUUUAUAUCUUGAUUUCUGUCUCUGUCUGUCUCUGUCUCUCUGUUUCUGUCUCUAUCUCUGUCUCUCUCAUCCCAUCUCUGACUUCCUGGUUGCAAUCCUAAUUCUUCCACUACAUUCAGCAUUUCAGAUCUUCACUUUCAGUAUUCAGCCCUACAGCCUGAGGACAUAUUAAUCUCUGGAGAAGGGAGAGCUUUGGGAGCAGUGACAGUUGUCUAGAUAGCAUGGAGGGCCAUGUCAAGCGCCCCAUGAAUGCAUUUAUGGUGUGGUCCCGUGGAGAGAGGCGCAAGUUGGCUCAACAGAAUCCCAGCAUGCAGAAUUCAGAGAUCAGCAAGCAGCUGGGAUAUCAGUGGAAAAGCCUUACAGAAGCCGAAAAAAGGCCCUUUUUCCAGGAGGCGCAGAGACUGAAGACCCUACACAGAGAGAAAUAUCCAAACUAUAAAUAUCAGCCUCAUCGAAGGGUUAAAGUGCCACAGAGGAGUUAUACUUUGCAGCGUGAAGUUGCCUCAACAAAACUGUACAACCUGCUGCAAUGGGACAACAACCUACACACUAUCAUAUACGGACAGGACUGGGCUAGAGCUGCACACCAGUCCUCCAAGAACCAGAAAAGCAUUUAUUUACACCCUGUGGACAUCCCCACUGGAUACCCACUACAGCAGAAACAGCAGCACCAGCAGCAGCAGCACGUGCACCUGCAGCAGCAGCAGCAGCAGCAGCACCAGUUCCACUAGCAGCAGCUAACCUACUUACUGUCCGCUGAUAUCACUGGUGACCGACCCUGCACCAUAGCAGGAGCACCUCAGCAAAGACCUGUGAUAGGUAAUCUCAUGAUACUGGCUCUGCUCCUACCUAUGCCAACACACCCCCUUGAUGUAAUUUACAGCUUGAGAUUCCUACUUGGUUUGGAUACUGAUUUCCCUCUGGUUGUAAUAAAGGUCCUGCUCCCCUUUUUUUUUUGGUGGGGGUGUGGGGGAGGAGACCAAAAUGUGUGUAAGGAUGUGUAGUGUGUAAGAAAGGAGAAUGCUUAGAAGGGCUUACUACAUACUUUUUGUUUAACAGCGUACUACUCGCAUUCUUAUGGCAUUUAAUCGAUGGAAGAAACUAGGUUUAGACUCAUAAUGAAUUUAUCUGUACUGCCAGCUCAAAGGCAGCAAACAGCUUUAGAGCCAAUAC